This is a messenger RNA of Sphaeroforma arctica JP610, 501 nucleotides long. RefSeq lists its product as hypothetical. The transcript has 2 exons. The coding region runs from base 1 to 501 and encodes 166 amino acids. The record is from RefSeq and is a predicted model, not a curated record. Lineage: Eukaryota; Ichthyosporea; Ichthyophonida.
AUGGGACCGCGUUGGUACUUCAACCCGAAGUGGUCAGAUCUUGGCAAGGUGGUUCCCAGGAUUCGCAGGGACAAGGCUACGAUGACAAUGGUCUGCCCAUAUGCGCCGGAGGCGCGGUGGUUUAAGGAGAUGGUUUCCCUGCUGUCAGCGGACCCUAUGGUGAUUUAUCCCAAAAAGGGAAUCUUCCUCAAGCACGGGACUGAACCUAUGGGGGCGCCAGGGUUCUUCACGCUAUUGGAAGCUAAUCGACCAGCUUGGGAGAAGCUGGCUGCGGCGGCGGUGCUACGUGAAGAAGACAUAGUGUCCUGUAUGACACAGAGUGGUGUCAUAGGGGCGGUGACGCAUCCGAGUGGGAAACCGGUUCGUAGGGGUAUGCCAGCGGAGGAAGCUGGUAUAGCAACCACCCUUGUUGGUGCAGUGAGUGCGCUAACGUUUACCACUCAGCCUUGGCGGGCGGCUAAGGGUGUGCUGAGUGAGUCCCUGAAGCAUGCGGAAGCGUAG